Molecule: messenger RNA, 3161 nt
Organism: Bactrocera neohumeralis
Lineage: Eukaryota; Metazoa; Arthropoda; Insecta; Diptera; Tephritidae
Exons: 5
Coding region: 1344-3161 (605 amino acids)
Molecular function (GO): DNA binding; protein dimerization activity
Source: RefSeq, a predicted model, not a curated record
AGUGCCAAACAAUCUAAAUAAAAUGAGCAGUGUCGAAGAAAUUGAUAAAUUAUUUCUUAAUAUUACAGCAUUAUGUGCUAAAAAAAAGCAAUUCAAGCGAGCAGGGCGAUGGCGUGUCCAUCCUAUUAAUGUUAAUAGGUUCUAAAACGAUAAAGAUAUGGAUGAACAAGAACUGUUUGCCCAUACAAGAUUGAAUAGAAUGUUGUAUUAUACUUUUUUGAAGUUAAUGGCACCUUCAAUGUGUAAAUUCAAGGAACAAAUCCAUGCCGAAGAGCGUUUGUCCCUCACACUUCUGUACUUAGCAUACGGAACUCCUUUCAAAAAAUUAGCAUGGAGCUACAAAAUCGGAAAUACCACGGUGAGAAACAUAGUGCUGGAGACAUCUGAGGCCAUUUGGGAAAUGCUUUCACCAAUUUAUCUGAGUGAAUCCACGCAACAACAGUAUAAAGACAUCACGACCGACUUUGCGCAAAUGUGGAACAUGCCAAACUGUGUAGGUGCGAUCGACGGAAAAAACAAUGCGAUAAAAUGCCCUCCAAAUUCAGGAUCCAUGUAUUAUAAUUAUAAAAAGUUGUGUAAAUACGAGAAACGAAUUAAGAUCUUGUGGGGGACCAUUGCGGUCAGCACAAACUUUUAGACGCAGGGGUCGAAACAGUGCGUAUAACCACAGAGAACACCUCACCAAUUAUUUUAUGAACAAUGGUGCAGUACCUUUUCAAAACCAUACAGAAUAAAACACUUAUAAACAUACAUAUUAAAUUCAAAAAAAAAAUGUUGAAGAUGUAAAUUUACGUGUAUUUCAUACAUAUUGAUUAACAAUAACAACGACAACAAAAAAUUAAUUAAAUAAACACAAAUAAUUAUUAUAUAGAAAGUUAUAUGGAUUAUAUCCUUUGUACUUCAGGUUCAAAAAUUCAACCGUUCUGAUUAAAAGAACAAAAAGUAAUAUAUAAUAAAAGUUUAAAAAACUCUUCUCAUAAUUGAGGGAUUAGUUCACAUUAGAGCUCCCACUCCCGGGCUCCCGGGCUCCCGAAAUCCCGGGAUCCCGGACUUAAAACUCCUCCCGGGAUUUAAAAUUAAUUUCCCGGGAUAUUCGGGAUUUUUGUCCUUUUUUUAAACACUAUUAAUUAUUAUUUUUUCAUAAGCAAAGUUGUAUUUACAAUAGAUGAACAUUGCCAAAAAACAAUUAGUAAGAAUUUAGUACUUUACAACACUGUUUGAUCAAAGUUACAGCACUGGUUUGAUCAGCUGUUAAUUGGCAAGCUGUAGCAUGUGCCAAGCAUACGAUCAACCGCACUGCAUUUUACAAACUUACACUUGUGCUUAUUGUAUAAAUUGUAAAAAUGGAAUCAUCAUUUAUAAAGCACACAAAAAAAGGAGACGACAAAUCGUCAACAUGGUUUUAUUUUCUAAUAUCAACAAGUUCAGAGGAAGCCAAGUGCAUAAAAUGUAAUGCAGUCCUCAAAACAAAGGGUGGUUCAACAAAAGGAUUACACGAACAUUUAAAGGUUCAUGGCAUAAAGUUGUGCCGCGAAGCAACUCCUACAAUUGCUGUUCCCAAGAAAGUGGCAAAAAUUACUUCACAUUUUUCACCAAAAAAUGAAGAAAAUAUUCGUGCUAUUAUGGCCAGUUUGGUAGCUGUGGAUGGAUUAGCAUUUUCAACCAUUGCGCAAUCAAAACAAAUCAGAAAAGGUAUGGAAGCCAGAAAAUUUAAAGUUCCCAAAUCUGACACCACAAUCAGAAAAUAUGUAAUGGAAUAUUUUGAAGAAUGUCACGAAAGAGUGAAAAAAGAAAUAAUCGAUUUGAAAGUGAAAAAUAAUAGAUUUAGCAUUUCAUUCGACGAAUGGACUUCUGUGGCCAAUAAACGCUACUUGAAUUUAAUACUGCAUGGUCAAAAAAACAUAUGGAACUUGGGACUCGUCCGAAUAAAAGGUGCCGCAACUUCUGAAAACUGCAUUGAUAUGAUUGAAUCUCGUUUGGUAGAUUAUGACUUGAGUUUAGCAACUGAUAUUAUUUCUAUUAUCACUGAUGGUGCCUCAACUAUGUUGAAAAUUGGCAAACGCAUAGGUCCACAUCAACAGCUGUGCCUGGCACAUGGAAUACAGCUCGGUAUCCUUGAUGUGAUGUACAAAAGACAAAUAAGAAUUGAGCCAAAUGAAAUUUCUAUAUGUGAAGAUGAUGAUUCCGAAGAAGAUACGAGAGAUCAAACUGAUUGCAUACAGUUAGCUGAUAAUGAAGAACGUGGAGAACUUACAGACGAAUUUGAUAUCAAAAAAAUUAUAGACAAAAUUCGGAGCGUUGUACGGUCAUUUCGAAAAUCUCCCAAAAAGAAUGAAAUUUUACAAAAAUAUGUGAAAAUGGAGUUCAACAAAGAGUUGCAGCUCAUCCUAGAUUGUCAGACUCGGUGGAACAGUUUACUAAAAAUGAUCGAACGGUUUCAUAUGCUGGAGUCUUGCUUGAAAAAAGCGAUGGUCGACCUUAAGGCAGAUUGCUUGAAAGAUUUUGAAUUUAAUAUUAUUAAAAGCAUUAUUAAAGUUUUAAAGCCGGCAGAGUUAGCUAUAGAAGCUUUGUGUCGCCGUGACAUGAACCUCUCUUCUGUUGAUGCAGUGAUACAUUUUAUGCUGGACGAAGUUAAAAAUGUGGACUUAUCAAUAGCUUUCAAUCUUUUUGAAUCAAUUAAAAAACGCGUUUCUGAAAGGCGCACAAUAUACACGAAUAUAUUGAAACUAUUAAUAACGGGAAAUUUUGUAAGUACCACAAAUGAACCGAAUUUAGAAGAAAUGACAAACACUAUUGUAGAAAUUGUCAAGAAGUACAAUACUAAUGAUGUUGAGAAUCGCGAUAUUGAUUUAAAAAUAAUCGAAAAUGAAAAGGAAAAAACGUUGAAGCAAAGGUUGCAAGAAACUGUCAAAGAAUCUCGCGUUUUAAAAAGAGAUGUCUCAUUAUCAGUAGAGGAAGCGGUACCAAAGGAAAUAAAUUUACUUCUUGGGGGUGGCGGGCUUGGCAGCAAUCUGGAGGUUGCUUGUAAUUUUUUAAAGACAAUACCACCAACUAGUGUCGAAUGCGAGCGUUGUUUUUCAGUGUCUGGCCGCAUUUGCACUAAAAUCAGAUCUAGUUUAAACGAUGAAACAAUGGAUGCGCUUGUAUUUUUAAAAUACUAG